CGCUGAAGCUCCUUAAAACCACAGCUCGCAAAACCAAACAAAGAGUCCAAACAUGGGAGCCGUCACAGAUGAUGAAGUUAUUCGUAAACGCCUUCUUAUUGACGGGGAUGGGGCAGGAGAUGACCGCCGGAUUAACGUGCUCCUAAAGAGCUUCAUCAAAUGGUGCAAUUCUCCUACCAGCCCAGAGGAAGGAUUCACACAGUAUCAAAGGAUGCUGGGUACAUUAGCCCAAUGUGAGUUCUCAAUGGGGAAAACCUUGAUGGUGUAUGACAUGAAUCUCAGAGAAAUGGAAAAUUAUGAGAAAAUCUACACAACAAUAGAGCAAAACAUCACAUCUGCACAUGACAAAAUUGCUGACUGCAAAAAAGAAAUCCAAAGAGCCAAAAGAAUCCGAAAGAAUCGUCAAGAAUAUGAUGCUCUUGCUAAAGUAAUACAACAACAUCCAGACAGACAUGAAACGUUAAAGCAGUUGGAGGCACUGGACAAAGAGCUUCAGCAACUGUCUCAUAUUAAAGAAAAUGUAGAUGCAAAGUUGGAAUUGAGGAAAAAACAGUUUCACGUUCUCCUCAGCACCAUACAAGAACUUCAGCAGACUCUUGAAAAUGACGACAAAUCUGACAAUGAUGACAAUAGUCAAGGAAGCCCUGUCGGCAAUGGAGAAUGAAAUUGUUAUACAGCUUGUUUUAUUUUUAUGUGUUUUGAAUAAAGUUCACUCUUAUAAA
This is a messenger RNA of Periophthalmus magnuspinnatus, 722 nucleotides long. RefSeq names its product THO complex 7 (gene thoc7). NCBI's taxonomy places the organism in Eukaryota, Metazoa, Chordata, Actinopteri, Gobiiformes, Gobiidae. The record is from RefSeq and is a predicted model, not a curated record. The transcript is spliced from 8 exons. Gene Ontology annotation, biological process: mRNA processing; mRNA export from nucleus. Gene Ontology annotation, cellular component: THO complex part of transcription export complex. The coding region runs from base 53 to 664 and encodes 203 amino acids.